AUGGAUUCAAAGAGUGCUGCACAUCUAGAAAAGCACCUUAAAAAAACCUUUACCGGCUUGGAGUCGGCAGACGUGUCAUACACUUCUUCAAGAGGUGUUUUCAUCUUUAACCGAUCCCUUUGCAACCCUCGAGCGAUCGUAGAAGAAAUUGAGGUAACGUGGCGGAACUCAUUUCUGAUUUCACUGAUUUUCGGAUUGCCUGUUAUGGCCGUGAUGAUAUACUUUCAUUGGUAUCUUCACCGAGUGCAACCUUCUGUGGAAUCAUGGCAUGUGUUUCCUGGCAUCUCACUGGAUAAUUUGCUCUUAUUCUUGCUUUGCACCCCGUUGCAGCUGUAUGGCGGACGUUAUUACUAUCGAAAGUCUUUUAAAUCCCUGAAGCACUGCACGGCGUCCAUGGACUUGCUCAUUACGCUUGCAACUACUGUGGCCUAUCUCUAUUCGGUGUGUAUCAUGAUCUCAGCGGCAGCACUCGGAUGGAGCAUCAGCCCGGCGACAUUCUUCGAUGUUCCCCCAAUGUUAUUCAUGUUCGUUUCAUUAGAGUUGGUGCUGAAGAAUGAUUUUCAGCGCAAGACGUCAGACGCUUUAAGCCACUUGAUGUCGCUUCAGCCCAUGGACGCCGUUCUCGUUUCGCUGGGCGACCACUUUGAAGUAAAAUGGGAAAAGACUAUCGACGCACAGCUACUGCAGCCUGGUGACACAUUAAAGGUGCGUCGUUGGUUCCGGCGUUUCUCCGAAAAUCUGCUACUUUUUUAG
This is a messenger RNA of Soboliphyme baturini, 753 nucleotides long. The record is from the annotation of a GenBank genome assembly. Lineage: Eukaryota; Metazoa; Nematoda; Enoplea; Dioctophymatida; Soboliphymatidae.